Messenger RNA from Camellia sinensis, 732 nucleotides. RefSeq lists its product as uncharacterized. Gene Ontology annotation, cellular component: endoplasmic reticulum. The record is from RefSeq and is a predicted model, not a curated record. NCBI's taxonomy places the organism in Eukaryota, Viridiplantae, Streptophyta, Magnoliopsida, Ericales, Theaceae.
CCAUUUUCCUAUUUUGACAAAACAGAAACUAGAGAGAGAGAGAGAGAGAGAGAGAGAGAGAGAUUAAGAGAUCUGUAAUGGGUGCUUUGGUUAAGCUUGUAGACGCAAUACUCUUCCUCGUAUUCACUGUGAUCGCUCUUGCUGCGCCACUCAUUGACGGACAGACUUGCCUUUCUGUAGAUCUCUUCCCUAAGGUUCUCGUCGAUCUCAAGCUCUGGUACACCAGCGAAUAUGGCGAUUACUUGUUCACCGAUAAGCCCAAUUUUUUUGUGGGUCUUGUUUGGCUCGAGCUUCUCUUCCAGUGGCCCCUCUGUCUCGCCAAUCUUUACGCCAUUUUGGCUGGCAAGUCUUGGUUUCCCACCACUUGCUUGAUCUAUGGCGCCUCCGCUUUCACUUCCAUGGCUGCGAUAUUAUCAGAAUUGAUGAGGUCCAACAAGGCAUCAGAUAAGCUGCUGAUGAUGUACUCCCCUUUCAUGGGUUUUGCUGUUUUAGCAAUUUUGCGAGGCCUCCUAACACACUCUGGCAAGACUACAGCAGCUGGCAAAAGACCUGUACUGAAUAGGAAGAAAAGGGCUUGAAUUCUUCUAACUGUGGGUCUAAGAUUUUGUAUUUUAUUCUCUUAUUUUCAGAGGCUUCUUCAUUGGCUUUUUGCAGUUGGCUGAUAUUCUUCCUGUAUUCGCUAUACUCAAGUUUAUGGUUUAUAAAUGAGAUUUUUUUUUGGCCAUUAUGAAA